This is a messenger RNA of Microplitis mediator, 1606 nucleotides long. RefSeq names its product odorant receptor 67c-like. Lineage: Eukaryota; Metazoa; Arthropoda; Insecta; Hymenoptera; Braconidae. Gene Ontology annotation, biological process: sensory perception of smell; detection of chemical stimulus involved in sensory perception of smell. The coding region runs from base 360 to 1535 and encodes 391 amino acids. Gene Ontology annotation, cellular component: plasma membrane. The record is from RefSeq and is a predicted model, not a curated record. Gene Ontology annotation, molecular function: odorant binding; olfactory receptor activity. The transcript is spliced from 4 exons.
CCUGUGUAAAUGCGUAUAAAGCAUCCCUCUAACUUAGUGACAAACCUGAGGAUCGAUAGAUUGAAUUGAAAUCCUCGUGGAAGCUUCAAUGCCCGCGAAAUACUGAGGGCUCCAAGUCGACGCACUUUGCCCGCGCAUCUCAUAAAUAAUCUCAUAUAUUAUUAACCCGCUUUAUACAGCUCCCGGAAAAUUGUCCUCCAUUACUCAAUUACGCAAUUUGCAUAAUUAUUAUCAACCGCAAUCAUUUUACUGGCAAUUCAUCCACGGAAAUAAUAUCAGUAGACAUAUUCGUAGACAUUCUGGCGUUUCGGAAAAUUAACUGGUGACUCCAGACCCUAUCAGGGUUUGUCUUUUAAACAAUGCAAGUAUUGACAUUUAACUUCUUCCUUCUCAGUAUCACGGGGGUCUGGAAACCGCGUCAGUGGGGUGGGAUAAGAGCUAUUUUCUAUUACAUUUACCAAGCUUUCGUAGUAAUUAUCAAUCUAAAUUUCUUACUGUCCAACAUUAUGGACCUUAAGUUAGAAAACGUCAAUCUAGAGGCCUUCGCAGAUAACUUGUCAUUGAUCUUCGCCUUGUCCAUCACGCAAAAAAAAAUAAACUGCGUAAUUGAGAAUCGCAAUAGCAUCAUGCACAUCAUCGACUUGCUCCAUAGACGUCCUUUCAAGCUUCGAGAUCAUCAAGAAGAACUAAUUUUCUCCCAAUUCGACAAAUUUGCCAGAUCUGUCUUCACACGCUACGUACUCGCACAUACUGGCUUCCUAUCGAUAUAUUCCUUAGGCCGUAUGACUUUAAUGGAUCCGCCCCACACUCUUCCUUACAAUGGUUGGUUCCCCUACAAUUACACUCGCACAACUAAAACCUACUGGGCAACAGCUGUUUUUCAAUUCUACGCAGUAUUCAGUCUAGGGGUAAUCGAUUUGCUACUAGACCUGUUACUGCCCUGUUUAAUGUGUUACAUGUGCGGGCACAUUCACAUUCUGCGUUACAGGUUUCAAGUUAUGAUAGAAAAAUUGCUAAUCAUGUCAGAAAAUAAUGAAUCUUAUGGUAAAAUCGUAUCAGCUGAGCGGAAAUUGAUGGCCGAGUGGGUCAAAUAUCACAUCGAUAUCAUAAAUUUAGUUAAAUUUACCAACGAAAUAUUUGAGGGUGUGAUAUUUGUGCAGUACACUGUAAUUUCACUUCUUCUCUGUACCAUUGCGUACUUUCUGUCACAUACUAAAUCUGGGACGAUGAUGAGUUUUGCUGGUAGCUUUGCAUUUUUGGCUGGAAUGGUAAUUCAAAUAUUGUUGCCGUGUUUUUUUGCUGAUCAAUUGACUGUUGAGUUUUUAGAUAUAUCUACGGGAAUAUAUAACACAAAAUGGUACAACUUGAGCAACAAUAUCCGUAGAUCGGUAGUAAUCAUUCUACGAAAAUCUUACCAACCUGUCACAAUAACGAGCAUUUUCUUCAUAAUUUUAUCUCUUGAAUCUUUCAUGAAGGUGAUCAUUUUAUUUAUUUCAUUUCUUAUAUUUAUUACCAAUAAUUAUUAUCUAAAAUAAUUUUUUAAGGUCAUUAAAGUUGCGUACACUAUUUACAAUGUGCUGGAAUAAAAUUAAAUAUAUAUGAGUAU